GCGCCCCCGCCUGGCCCCACCAGCGCGCGCGCCCGCGCCGCAGAGCCUUGAAAGGCGGCCGGAGGCGCGGGCGGGCCAGGGGCGAUGGCGAGCCUGGGCCACCUGCUGUGCGUGCUGCUUUGCUGCUCUGCGGGGCCCUCGAGCCCCGGGCUAUCCAGACCCUAUCAGCGCGGCCCGAAGAAACCCAUCAUCGGAAUAUUAAUGCAAAAAUGCCGUACCAAGGAGAUGAAAAAGCUGGGAAAAUACUACAUUGCUGCAUCCUAUGUGAAGUACUUGGAGUCCGCAGGUGCAAGAGUUGUACCCAUAAGGCUCGAUCUUCCACAAACACAAUAUACAGAACUUUUCAGAUCUAUUAAUGGUUUAGGUGCAUUACGGGGCAGAAUGUUCCGGAAUUUUCCUGCCGAGUUAUUGGUGUCACUAGCAUUAGAGCCUCUGACUGCGAAUUUUCACAAGUGGAGCCUCUCUGUGAAGAACUUUACAGAAAAUGCAAAGCUAAAGAAGGUUUUCAAUAUAUUAACCACAAAUACAGAUGGCGAUAUAGAGUUCAUUUCCUCCAUGGAAGGAUUUACAUAUCCAGUAUAUGCUGUCCAGUGCAUCCUGAGAAAGCCCCCAUAUGAGUGGAAGGACUUGGAAGGUAUUUCCCAUGCACCAAAUGCUGUGUGAAGACUGCAUUUACUUGGCAGAUUUCUUUGUUUCUGAAGGUAAUGUAUGUAGGGUGUAUGA
Messenger RNA from Arvicola amphibius (Eurasian water vole), 723 nucleotides. It is a transcript of the gene Ggh, whose product is annotated as gamma-glutamyl hydrolase. Gene Ontology annotation, molecular function: gamma-glutamyl-peptidase activity. Gene Ontology annotation, biological process: tetrahydrofolylpolyglutamate metabolic process. Gene Ontology annotation, cellular component: vacuole. The record is from RefSeq and is a predicted model, not a curated record. Bases 85 to 663 code for a protein of 192 amino acids. The transcript is spliced from 6 exons. NCBI's taxonomy places the organism in Eukaryota, Metazoa, Chordata, Mammalia, Rodentia, Cricetidae.